AUGGAGAGAGCAGCAGCGGAGCCACACUUCGUGCUCGUUCCGUGGCAAGGAACCAUCAGCCACAUCAUCCCGAUGACCGACAUCGGCCGCCUCCUAGCCUGCCACGGCGCGGCGGUCACCAUCAUCACGACGCCCGCCAACGCGCCACUCGUGCAGAGCCGUGUGGAAGACCUCGCGACGCCGCCGCAUGGCGCGAUCACGGUCACCGCAAUCCCGUUCCCAGCGGCGGAGGCCGGCCUGCCUGACGGCUGCGAGAGGCUGGACCUCCUCCGGUCUCCCGGCGACGUGCCGCGCUUCUUCGCUGCCAACAAACAGUUCGGCGAGGCCGUGGCGCGCUACUGCCGCGGCAGCGAGGCGAUGCUGCGGCUGCGCCGACGACCGAGCUGCGUCGUCGCCGGGAUGUGCCACUCGUGGGCGCUCGGCCUGGGGCGCGAGCUCGGCGUGCCGUGCUACGUCUUCCACGGCUUCGGCGCGUUCGCGCUGCUCUGCAUCGAGUACCUCUACAAGCACAGGCCGCACGAGGCGGUUUCGUCAGCGGAUGAGCUCGUCAACAUCCCUGCCCUCCCGGCGUUCGAGUGCAGGGUAUCACGUUCGCAGCUACCGCCGCAUUUCGCGCCAUCGACGACCAUGGGCUGUGGGACGAUGCAGGAGAUACGGGAGUUCGACGUGGCCGUGGACGGCGUGGUCGUGAACAGCUUCGAUGAGCUGGAGCACGGCUCCUGCGCGCUUCUCGCGGAGGCGACCGGCAAAAAUGUCGUCGCCGUUGGCCCCGUUUCGCUGUUCCGGUCACCUCAUGUCGAUCCACAGGCCAUGACAGGCGAUGCCAGGCGGGUUAUGGAGUGGCUGGACACCAAGGAGUCCAAGUCCGUGGUGUACGUCAGCUUUGGCAGCGCCGGGUGCAUGCCACCGGCGCAGGUCAUGCAGCUAGGCAUGGCACUAGCAUCGUGCCGUUGGCCUGUGGUAUGGGUCGUCAAGGGCGCCGACUCCAUGCCCGACGACGUCAAGAAGUGGUUUCGUGAGAGCUUCGACAGCAACAAGUGCUUGGUAGUGCGAGGCUGGGCUCCCCAGGUCGCCAUCCUGGCUCACCGCGCCGUCGGCGGCUUCCUCACGCACUGUGGGUGGGGCUCGACUCUGGAGGCCAUUGCCGCCGGCAUGCCCGUGGCAACUUGGCCGCUUUUCGCCGAGCAGUUUCUCAAUGAGAGGCUUAUCGUGGACGUGCUUGGUGUUGGGGUAUCUGUAGGCGUGACAAAGCCAACGGAAAAUGUCCUCAGUGCUGGUAAGCUCAACGGAAGCAGAGCGGAUAUAGAGGUGGAGGUGGGUAUGGAACAAGUGAUGAAGACUUUGGAGAGGUUGAUGGAUGAGGGUGACGAAGGGGAGCAGAGGAGGAGGAAGGCUCAGGAGCUCAAGACGAAGGCAAAUAGAGCAUUAGAGAAGGGUGGGUCCUCCUACAUGAAUUUGGAGAAGCUAAUCCAAUCUUUGGUUUCAUGA
Molecule: messenger RNA, 1488 nt
Organism: Miscanthus lutarioriparius
Lineage: Eukaryota; Viridiplantae; Streptophyta; Magnoliopsida; Poales; Poaceae
Source: the annotation of a GenBank genome assembly